This is a messenger RNA of Cuscuta epithymum, 5432 nucleotides long. NCBI's taxonomy places the organism in Eukaryota, Viridiplantae, Streptophyta, Magnoliopsida, Solanales, Convolvulaceae. The record is from the annotation of a GenBank genome assembly.
GUCGCGUCUCAAUUUAAAAAUAGGAAGGCAAUUAUAGAAGGCCUCCUUCGACGAAGGUUCCCUCUCAUAUCGCUUCGUGCCUUAUCCGCGUUAGAGAGAAGCAGAAUCAUAACCCCUCUCUCUAUAUAGCUUCACAAGCAGCGUCGUCGCCGCCGCCUCUUCCAAUCUUUCGCUAUUCGCCGCCGCUUCCUUUCUUCGGUAAGACGCUUUCGAUCGCCAUCGCGCACAGGAUUUACUUUUUGAGCUUUAGUUCCCAAGGGUUUCUGUUUGAAUCCACAUCUUCUGUUAUUCCAAUCAAUUCACAUAACUUGAGGCUUGACAAAAAUAAACAAUCAUAUAGCUCGAUUUGUCGUUGCUACUGUCUUCUUCGUCCUAAAAUUUGGUUUUGUUUUCAAGAUCCCCCUUUUUGUUCGAUUUACCGGGUCCAUUUAGGGUUUGGUCUGGACGAGGAUUUUUCAGAUAUUUUGGGGCUAGGGUUUUUUGUUUUGAGGUAGAGUUAGUUAAGGGUUUUGUUCACACAACGUGCGUCCAUAUGGCUGCUGGAAGACACGGUGGUUACAGAGACAACGAGUUCAGGAACCGCGAGUCAGAUUUGGAUGUGCCCAGAAGGGAAUUGGGGUAUUCCAAGAGGGAUUAUGAGCGAACUAGGGAUGUCGAUCGGGAUUAUGACAGAUUUAAUGUUCGUGACAGGAAUGGUAGAGAUGGGGGAAGAGUCAGAGAGAAGGAUAUAUUUGAAAGAGAAUUGACGAAUGGGGAUUGUCGGUCUGUGUCCAGUAGGAGUGACUCAGGUAGCAGCGAAGGUGGAAGUGGUGGUAAUGCUCGUGGGCGAAGACCUGGAUUUACGGUGAGGGAUGUUGACCGGGAGCCUGGGGAGCUGUCUAGUGAAAGUAGCUCCGAUGGAACUAUGGACAUAGAUAAAGAGGUUAAAGGCGGGGAAGCUAAAAAGUUGGCCAAUGGAAACAGGUCACCUAUGUUGAGUAAGAAAAGGAAAUUCUCUCCAAUCAUUUGGGAUAGAGAUGAUAAGGAGGUGCCUAAAGCUGUAAAUGCAGUUAGUACACAGCCUGCUUCUGACCUUCCUCCUCAGUAUCCAAUACUGAAGUCAAUUAACACACCCAAGCGCUGUUCUCCUAUGACAGAUAGCAAGCUUCAGUAUUCACCUAUUGCUCCUGCUCAACCAAACAGCAAUCCUGAAACUCAACCAAACAGUACUCCUGAAACUCAUGCUGCAAGUGUCAUUCAAUCCUCUGUUAAUUUAGCUUUGCCCUCCAAUGAUGGUCAAGAAUUUCAGGAUGAUGAGUAUGUACCCACGCGAACCAUAAGGUUUUCACGGUGGGCAACUGAUGCUAAUUCCCCAGCCGAUGAAGGUGAAAUAUCAAAUGAUGAUGAAAUUCCCAAAUCAAGAAAGAGAAAGUCAGCUUCGGAGUUCAUGGAGCAAAAGGAAAAUUCAAAAACACCAACCCCUGAGGUCUUGGAGCUUCGUAGAGAUUCUGAAGGAACUAGGACUAGGUUAUCUGAAUCUGAGGAGCGUAUUAGGUCUUCCAGUAGAGACAGUUAUGCUGACAAUGAUGGUGACAACAGCGAUUACAUGGAUAUUGUAAAGGAGCAGAAUCGUGUGGGUACUAGUUCUAGCCAGUCAGAUACAGAUUCUGAAGAUGACCAUGUCUCACCCAGUACACCAGAGCCUGCACCCCCAAUGCAAAGAAGUGUGAACAUGCUUCAAGGAUGCAGGAGUGUUGAUGAAUUUGAGAGGCUUAACAAGAUUGAUGAAGGCACAUAUGGGGUAGUCUACAGGGCCAGGGAUAAGAAGUCAGGAGAAAUUGUUGCCUUGAAAAGGGUUAAAAUGGAGAAAGAGAGGGAAGGGUUUCCCUUGACUUCUCUAAGGGAAAUCAAUAUUCUUCUCUCAUUUCAUCACCCGUCUAUUGUUGAUGUAAAGGAAGUUGUUGUGGGUAACAGUCUUGAUAAGAUUUUCAUGGUGAUGGAGUAUAUGGAACAUGACCUCAAGGCAUUAAUGGAAACAAUGAAGCAGCCAUUUAGCCAAAGUGAAGUGAAAUGCCUUAUGAUACAGCUUUUAGAGGGCAUCAAGUAUCUCCAUGAUAAUUGGGUUCUUCACCGAGAUUUAAAGACUUCAAAUUUGCUUUUAAAUAACCGUGGUGAGUUAAAGAUCUGUGAUUUUGGGUUAGCUCGACAAUACGGCAGCCCUCUGAAACCCUAUACUCAAUUGGUGGUUACUUUAUGGUACAGGGCACCAGAACUGUUAUUGGGAGCCAAGCAAUAUUCAACAGCAAUCGAUAUGUGGUCUUUGGGUUGUAUUAUGGCUGAGUUGUUGUCUAAAGAACCACUAUUCAAUGGGAAAUCAGAGAUUGAACAACUUGAUAAGAUUUUCAAAAUCCUUGGCACACCCAACGAAACAAUAUGGCCUGGAUUUUCUAAACUUCCAGGUGUCAAGAUCAGUUUUGUGAAGCAUCAGUAUAACCUGUUGCGUAAGAAGUUUCCAGCCACAUCCUUCACAGGGUCGCCGGUACUUUCAGAUGCUGGCUUUGACUUGUUAAACAAGCUUCUGACUUUUGAUCCUGAGAAGCGUAUAACUGUUGAAGCAGCACUCAAUCACGAGUGGUUUCGUGAAGUUCCUCUUCCCAAGUCUAAAGAAUUUAUGCCAACAUUUCCAGCACAGCAUGCUCAGGACAGGCGGAUGCGACGGGUAUAUAAAAGUCCAGAUCCACUGGAGGAGCUGCGUAGGAAGGAGUUGCAGCAAGGUGAAGUAGGAAAUGGUGGUUUGUUUGGUUAAGAAAAUUCAGUAAUGCUCAUUUGUACUGUUUAAGAUUCUCUUUCUGCAAUACUUGUCAAUUUGAAUGGUUGAGGUGAGAGAGCCCAUCUACUGAAAGGGAGUUGCAAACCUUGUUUGUGAGGUCACCCGUGCUGUUUUUUAGCAGGCACGUUCUACAAAAUAGGUGGAGAAGAUAUUGUUUUGGCACAGUAUAUUGCAGAUGUGUUCCAGGGCUGCUUAAAACAAAGACUGCCGGACUGCUUGUCAUGCUGGGUGGUAUGCUGAGGCCUUAAUUUACCAGCCAGAUUCAAUUGUUUCUCGUGUAUGUAACAUAUUUCUUAUUUGAAAAUUGUAAACAGUUUCUAUGACAUUGGUUCUGAAUAGUAGAGCUUAUGGAUUUUAUUGGUGUUCAGUAUUGAUGAAUUUAAUUGGGAAUUUUACUUUUCAUCCAUUUUGAUCUUCACAUUGUGUUUGCAAGAGAUGAUGGUGUAAAGCAGGCAGAGUGUUCCACUAUCAUUUUCAUUGAUGAAGACGUAGACAGGAAGUAAUGAACCACUUUAAAGGUACUUAUUGGAUCUGAAUAUUUGGAUCUAGGCGAGGAUCACAAAGAUUCUCUCCCUGCAUCAUGUGGAAUUUAUCACCUGCUGAUAAUUAUUGAAAUAAAAACGUGUUUCUCUUUCAGAAAUGUUGGUUUCACAUGCUUUCUCUUUUACUUUUUAUCAUCACACUUCCAGGAUCUGUUGCAUCAACAGGUAAACUGUCUUGCUUGCCUCAAAACUUUUGAAAAAUGGGUUGUCCCCUCUUUUGAUACACUUUUGUUAGGAAUCCUAGGGUGUACAAAUCAGCCAUGCCUAAAACUAUCUGUGAUGUAUUGAAAAAUUGAAGACCAGGCAGACAUAUACAAUCUCCUAUUACAAUACCCAUGCCAUGCCCUUGUGAUGAUGUUGCUCAGGUUUCGAAACUAACUGAAAACUUGGUUUUUUGAGAACCACUUAUCAAGUUCUAUGAUUGACUUGCUUUAGCUAGAGACUCGAUUUUUUCUUGUUUCUCUUGCUCAGUCAUUUCUCCGUAAGUUGUUAUAUUAUGCUGGUUUAUUCAUGUAUUUCAUUUGGAAUUUCAUUACAAUGGGCGUUCCUUUUCUUUUUGUUGUCACUUGAUUCUACGAGCAACAUUUGGGCGUGCAGUGGAAUGGUUUGCAUUUUCACCCUCGGCUGCAAUUGUUGUUUCAUCAGCGAGCAGGUUGAGGAACCUAGUUGUUGAGCCUGGACAGAUAUACCUUUGUUUCUGUUGAACUCAAUAAGGUAUCUUUCACCACUAGAAUAUCUUAGUUUCUGCACUUGAGUUUUUAUGCAAGGAGAUAGGGCUAUGGGCACCAUUUCUGGCUGAAAAUUUUCACUUCGCGAUGGAACUCAUUUCUUCUUUAGCUGAAAUUUCUUGUGAAAUAUCCUGUCCGACUGCCUCAAAAGAACCAUGUAUUCUGGCUCUGAUUUUUUGGGUAAUACUUCGUUCAUUCUUCCUUUUCCUCGUGGGCCCUGGAUAUGGACUUCUCAAUUGGCAAAUCCUUUUUCUUUUCAAAUUCCUGUUUGCAUUUUUCAUCUCUUGCCCCCUAUCUAUUCUUUAUGUGUGUAAAGUAACAUCAUUAGUUGGAUCAAGUAUUUUAAAAUUUUAUUAAACAUAAUAACAGCCUGUUCAAAACUUAAACAAAACAACUUUUUUUUUAUCGUUCUCCAAUGCCUUUGUACUUGUAGCUUUAACUACAAAAAUGAGGAAACAUCCACCCUUAGGUGACUUAUUGGGAAUAAGCAAGGGUAGAUUUUCUUCCUUCGUCAAUCAUAUUUAAAUAAACACACCAGACGACCAUUUACAUACCCUAUCUGGUUCUUUGUUGUAUAUUUGAUAAUACAACAUGGACUUUGAUCUGCUAAGCAUGGGGUUGGAUGAGGGAGGAAGAUGGUGAUCCGAUCCUCGAUGCAUAUAAAGAUUCUUCAACUAAAGUGGCAAAGCCUUGUGUGUAAGGGCAAAGGCAUGCCACAUGGUAUCUGAUCAAGAUGCAAGAAAUCAAUUGUGCUUAAUUGGUGUCAUUCUCACUUGUCAUUGCUUGAUGAAUUGCCUUCACUCUAGAAGGAGUUUGAUGUACCAUCUUUAAUGGGCCUUAAAGCCCACCAUGGGUACUUGAGCUGUUUCAUGUAGGAGGUGACGGUUUGGUGGAACUGCAUGUGGCUAAAGCUUGCCACUUGCUUGCUUGUGACCGGAUUGCCUUGAGCCUUGAGAUAUAUUUGUAGUGGAUCAUUCAAGCAAACAAUCAAUCGACUGCCUCUAUGCCUCUAUGGUGGCAUCUGAAAUCCUGAGGAAAAUUUUCACGGAUGUAAUUCAGAUUUGUACCUAAGUGGGGCCCGUAGCAGCAGGUUUUGCCAUCUAAAAGCCAUUUUUAAACCUGCAAAUCUGCAAUCCUCUUUCUGACCAAACAUGUUUUGAUAUACUGGACUUGAUGAGACCAUCAACGUCCCCACAUUUGUUAGGUCCUGUUGUGCAAGGUUGCACUCGGUUAGUUAUAGGAGCAUAUAUGUCUAAACUCAAUUGUCAUCUACAGAAAUCAAGUAUCUGUGCUAUACUUGAUGUUAAGAAAUACAAAUGGAGUAUAAAAUGUUAAGAAUUUCGUUUAUAAGAA